AUGGUUGCGUCAUUAGAGUUCUGUCCCAAACACAUUGACCAGCGCCUGACGUUCUACUGCCAACCCUGUGCCGAGCUCGUCUGCCGAGACUGCACCAUUACCGAGCACCGCCCAGGACUGAACCACAACCCACAGGACCUCAGUGAUGUCACACAGAAGUUCAAGGCUGAACUGCAGAUGUUAGUGAGGCAAACCCAGGAUACAGCUGACACUUUGACAAAAACUAAAGCAACUGUUGAUGAAGAACUCACAAGCAUCACAACAAACUGUCAAACAGUAAAAAAAGAAAUGUUGCAACAUUUUGCACAGCUGAAAGCAAAACUAGAAAAUGCAAUGCAAGAACUUACAGACAGGCUAGAGAAGAUGGAAAAGACCCAAAAGGAACCGCUCUUUGCAGAGAUUAAAGUCUUGGAGGAGACCUACAAAUCCACAGAAGAUGAACUAAAGUUCUGCAGAGAUGUUCUUGCUCGAGAUAAUGAUGUAGAAAUCCUCACACUUGGACAGCAGCUAGAAAAUAGGCUUAAGGUUUUAAGUGCAAAGCAGAUCUCACAUGGAGGAUUGAAAGAGCAGAUAUCAUUUCAGCCUAAGACAGAGAUGUUCACAUGCAAUUUAGGGUCUCUUUCAGUGUGCAAUACAAGUAUUCUAGUCACAAUUCUCCCUGUAGAAAGCCUGCCAACUACAGUCAUCUUUACACCACAGGAAGGCCAUUUUCAGGGAACUCCACAAGUCACAGUCACCUCCCCUGUGGGGCAGUGUGCUAGAUUAGACACUACAGAAACGAGUGAGGGGGUGUUUGAAGCAGUCUGGAGACCACAAACAUCAGGGAAGCAUGAGGUGGGGGUGACUACAAGAGGAGGGGCUCGUGCUACAGGGGGUGGGGUGAGUUUGUGUUCCCCUCUCAUUGUAGAUGUGCACAGUAACAACCCUGUGCUGAGGUUUGGUCAAGAGGGAAGCCAGGAGGGGCAGUUUAACAGACCUACAGAUGUAGCAGUCAGUGGGGACAGGCUAUAUGUGGCUGAUGCUUGGAACCAGCGUGUUCAGGUGUUCGACCUGAGUGGGAACUUAGACUUCUCAUUUCAUACAACUGCAAACACUGUAUCAGUUGCAGUUCAUACUGAUGGCACCAUAGUGGUGAGAUCUGGGAAAGAAGUGAUGGCAUUUUCCCCAUCGGGAAAACUGCUGCACAAAUUUCCUUUAUGUGAAAAUUGCACAAACCCUUUCGGCCUGGCAGUACAGAAGGACGGGAGGGUUCUUGUAGCCGAUCGAGGUAAACACAGCAUUUUCCUGUUUGAGGCAGAUGGGACACUAGUGAAACAGAUGGGAGGGCAGGGGAAGGGGGAGGGACAGUUUGACUUGCCCUGUUUCAUCUGUGUGGAUGAAGAAGACAACAUCAUUGUAGCAGAAAAAGACAACAGCCGUGUUCAAGUGUUUGACAAGAAUUUUAACUUCCAACACAAGUUUGGUCAGAAAGGUAGACAGCCACAGGACAUGUGGGACCCUACAGGGGUAUCAGCUGACAGCAGGGGGAACAUAGUUCUGGGAAACAUUGGAAUGGAAUCUAAUGUAGGUGGUGUACAAUAUGGCAAGAAGCUUCAGGUGUUCCGCCCAGACGGCACCUGGGUGUCCACCAUUAGCAGUGAGGGGGACAAACUGAGCAAACCCCAUGGAGUGGCUGUGACAGAGGAUGGACAUCUGUUUGUAGCUGAUCCAAAAGACCACUGUAUCAGGAAGUACAGAUACAUGUGA
This is a messenger RNA of Branchiostoma belcheri (Belcher's lancelet), 1746 nucleotides long. RefSeq names its product E3 ubiquitin-protein ligase TRIM71-like. The transcript is spliced from 2 exons. Gene Ontology annotation, molecular function: protein binding; ubiquitin protein ligase activity; zinc ion binding. The record is from RefSeq and is a predicted model, not a curated record. NCBI's taxonomy places the organism in Eukaryota, Metazoa, Chordata, Leptocardii, Amphioxiformes, Branchiostomatidae. Gene Ontology annotation, biological process: protein polyubiquitination; negative regulation of translation; proteasome-mediated ubiquitin-dependent protein catabolic process. Bases 1 to 1746 code for a protein of 581 amino acids.